Physeter macrocephalus (sperm whale) is the source of this 3221-nucleotide messenger RNA. It is a transcript of the gene ASPG, whose product is annotated as asparaginase. Bases 1 to 1749 code for a protein of 582 amino acids. Gene Ontology annotation, molecular function: protein binding; asparaginase activity. NCBI's taxonomy places the organism in Eukaryota, Metazoa, Chordata, Mammalia, Artiodactyla, Physeteridae. The transcript has 16 exons. The record is from RefSeq and is a predicted model, not a curated record.
AUGGCGCGCGCGGCGGGGCCCGAGCGGCGGCUCCUGGCCAUCUACACCGGCGGCACCAUCGGCAUGCGGAGCGAGCGCGGCGUGCUCGUCCCUGGGAAGGGCCUGGCCGCCGUUCUGAGGACGCUGCCCAUGUUCCACGAUGGGGCGCACGCCCAGGCCCGUGGCCUCCCCGAGGACACCUUAGUGCUGCCCCCCGCCUGCCCUGACCAGAGGGUCGUGUACACGGUGCUGGAGUGCCAGCCUCUCUUUGACUCCAGUGACAUGACCAUCACCGAGUGGGUUCAGAUCGCCCAGACCAUCGAGAGACACUACGGGCAGUACCAUGGCUUUGUGGUCAUCCACGGCACCGACACCAUGGCCUUCGCCGCCUCCGUGCUCUCCUUCAUGCUGGAAAACCUGCAGAAAACUGUCAUCCUCACUGGUGCCCAGGUGCCCAUCCAUGCCCUGUGGAACGACGGCCGUGAGAACCUGCUGGGUGCCCUGCUGCUGGCUGGCCAGUACGUGAUCCCCGAGGUCUGCCUGUUCUUCCAGAAGCAGCUGUUUCGGGGCAACCGAGUGACCAAGGUGGACACGCGCAGGUUUGCGGCUUUCUGCUCCCCCAACCUGCCCCCUCUGGCCACCGUGGGCGCCGAUGUCACAAUUAACCGGGAGCUGGUGCGGAGGGUCCGUGGGCAGGGCCGGCUGGUGGUAAACAGCAGCAUGGAGCGCGACGUGGGCCUGCUGCGCCUCUACCCCGGGAUCCCUGCCACCCUGGUCCGGGUCUUCCUGCAGCCCCCCCUGAAGGGCGUGGUCAUGGAAACCUUCGGAUCAGGCAACGGGCCCACCAAGCCCGACCUGCUUCGGGAGCUGCGGGUGGCAGCUGAGCGAGGCCUAAUCAUCGUCAACUGUACCCACUGCCUUCAGGGCGCCGUCACCUCGGACUAUGGCACUGGCACGGCCCUGGCGGGAGCCGGCACCAUCUCAGGCUCCGACAUGACAUCGGAGGCGGCCCUGGCCAAGCUGUCGUAUGUGCUUGGCCUGCCGGGGCUGAGCCUGGAUGGCAGGAAGGAGCUGCUGGCCAGGGACCUGCGCGGGGAGAUGACGCCGCCUGCCGCGGACGCGCUCCGGCCCUCUCUGCGGGGCAGCACGCUGGGCCGCGGGGUCGCCCAGCUCCUCAGUCUGAGCCAGGAGGCUGAUGAUGUGCGGGAGGCCCUGGCACCCAGCCUGGCCUGUGCCGCGGCCCACGCCGGCGACCUGGAGGCCCUGCAGGCGCUCGCGGAGCUGGGCGGUGACCUGAGCCUGGAGGACUUUGGUGGUCAAACUCCGCUGCACUCGGCCGCCCGAGGGGGCCAGGCUGGGGUGGUCGCCAUGCUGCUGCAGAGAGGGCUGGACGUGAACGCACGGGACAAGGAUGGCCUCAGCCCGCUGCUGCUGGCCGUGAGGGGCAGGCAUCAGGGUGUCAUUGGGCUGCUGCGGGCAGCUGGGGCCUGCCUGUCCCCCCAGGAGCUGGAGGACUCGGGGACAGAGCUAUGCAGGCUGGCGUCCAGGGCAGACUGUGAAGGCCUGCGGGCAUGGUGGCAGGCAGGGGCCGACCUGAGGCAGCCGGGCUACGAUGGGUGCAGCGCCCUGCAUGUGGCAGAGGCAGCUGGGAACCUGGAAGUGGCGGCCCUUCUGCAGAGCCUUCAGGGUGGGCCUGGUGACCAGGCCCUGGGCCCAUAUCCGGGCCUCCACUCCUCCUCGUCAGGAAGUGCUGCCUGGUGUCUAACCUGAAGCUGUCCUGCUGCAGCGUAAGCCAUUCCUUCCUGUUGAGACCUGCUGGAAGAAUGGUAGCAGACCCACCCCUGCGGCUCUGACUGUGCUGUGCGCCCCCCUUCCCCUGCCCCCCUCCUCGCUGCUGGAGCUGCUUCCCAUUCUGUUUCCAGAACCCAGCCUAAAGGUCUUUGUUGGGUAGAGUGGCAAUAAAAUCUCUCCGAGGGCCAUUCCCUCCCUAGAUCCCCAAAGCCCGGCUCCAGUGGGUCUGUCUGGGUCCCAGGACCGUGGGUAUGUGUGUGGGGUGUCAGGCCCCAGGCUGCGGGUCAAAGGGCGGUGUUUUCAGCCCCCUGGGGGUGAGGGAUGCUCCGCCAAUCCUUCCCAAGGCACCGGGAGUGAGUGUGAGUGUGGGCCCCCUGGGCGGGGUGGGCAGGCUGUUCCCCCCCCCCCACUUUCCCACCUCCCUGCCUGCUGCUUAGGCUGUUCCCUCCGCAGACAACCUCUGCCCCAUGUCCUCUCCUCCCAGUCCUCCUCUUGAAGCUUGGAGUCACCUCCUCCAGGCAGCCCCCACCCACAUCUGCUUCUGCUUAACUCUCCUCCCUCGUGGAGACCGUCUCUCUAGUCCUCCUGGUCCCCCCUCGUCCGGUCUUCACAGGGCCUCUGCAGUGUGCUGGCCUCUUGGCCCCGUUCAUUGCAGCCCCUGAUCUGCUGGUAGCGCCGGACCUGCUACCUCUUAUGAGCCAGGCCCAUCCUGGGAGCCUGGGUGGAUGGGAGCGCCCUGCUGGGCGCAGGUGUGGGAUGGGCAGGGCAGGCCCAGGCCUGGUGGGUGUGGCCCUCUGAGGCCAGUGUCAGUGCCUUACCAGAGGCCCCGUUGGGGCUGAAAUCAGGCGUUUGGACCCAUGGCCUGAACCGGAAGCACCAGAAGCAGUCCACAGGGCAUGCCCUUGGGCCUGGGCUGGCCUGAGGCCUCCCGCCCCGCCCCCCGCCCUGCAGGGCAUGAGCCUCCCCGCUCCAGGUCCCCCACCACCUUGGCCCCUCUCUAACUGCCCCCAUAAGGACUGCCUUCAGUCUGUCCGUCUGGCCCCUGAGCUGGGGGCUCAGGAAGCCGCUGGGCCCAGCCUGAGGGCAAGGGUGACCCCAAAGAGCUCUCCCUUGCACUCACCAUGCAGCCUCUCCCAGAGGCGCUGGGCCGGGGGCGGCUCCACCCGCACCCCCGGGCUUCUCAGCCCGGUUCCCAGGCCCGGGCUGGCAGCCUUCCAGAUUUUACCCAGACACGGGUGUGCCUGGGCCUUGCACAAACAGGUGACACCACAUGAGCGUGGUGGGGCCCCAUACCCGGACGACAGCCCAGUGAGCGGGGGCCUGGGGGGAAGAGGGGCCCUGGGGCUCCAGAGCCGGGAGCCCCUGCAGUUGCUGGUGGGUUGGGACCCUCAGAAGGCCAGGGGACGGCAGGACCGUCGGACAAUACCUGGACAACUGGAGAAAACCUUCCG